AUGUGCCACGAUGAGCGGCUGGAAGGUCCCUAUCGGCCUAUGGGACUCAAAGCAGCAUGCACUUUGCAUUCCUUUGCCAUUAGGCUCUACAGCAACACUUUAAAGUUGGUCUUCAAAUGCUUCCUCCCAAUCUAUAAAAUGAGUUAUGCAAUUGGAAUUGUGGGUUAUUUACCCAUAAUGUUUACAGUGCCUGGAUUUGUUUUAUCCUUUAGGGUCAAGAUUGACAGCUCCAUGGAUUUUGAUGCGACACUGCUUUUUAAUGGACUGUACAAUGGAGCGAUGGAAAGAGACUUUGCAGAGAUCUGUUUUAACUACAUAGCUUCUACCAUUGGGUUUUAUGACAUCACUGGCAUACCAACCAGGAAUUUGUCCAAUGACAUCUGUGCACUCUGUAGGUAGAAAAUAUUUGUGGAUAUAAAUGAAGAAAGGAUCACUGAAAAUACCUACCAGCUGUCCUGUAAUCGUAUUUUUCAUGAAUUCUGCAUCUGUGGUUGGUGCACAGUUGGCAAGAAACAGACUUGCCCACGCUGUGGAGAAAAGCUUGAUCUGAAGAUGACAUUAAGUUGCCCAUAUCCUUUCCCUAACAAGUGUGCUUUCGAUUUGGAUUUUUCUAAACUGUAGCCUGAUUACUUGCUAAUUCUUGUCUUGAUCUGCAGUGGAGGGAUGAGAUGCUCACA
Numida meleagris (helmeted guineafowl) is the source of this 677-nucleotide messenger RNA. It is a transcript of the gene RNF175, whose product is annotated as ring finger protein 175. Gene Ontology annotation, molecular function: ubiquitin protein ligase activity; metal ion binding. Lineage: Eukaryota; Metazoa; Chordata; Aves; Galliformes; Numididae. Gene Ontology annotation, cellular component: endoplasmic reticulum membrane; Golgi membrane. The record is from RefSeq and is a predicted model, not a curated record.